AUGUGGUCCCGAAGACACCACCGGAAGAUGCGAGAGACCUGCUAUAUUCCCCUUACCAUUGCGAUUCUCGUACUCGUCUUUUUGCACCGUCGCCAUAUCAGAAAGUUACGGUCGGAAGAUGCAAAUGAUAAACAUAAAUCUCUGGACUUCGGCUUGGAUGUCGUCCCCUCGGGCAACAAGAAGAGGGGUCGAGGGCGGAAGGGCGGAAUGGAAAUGACCACCGCCGACGCGGAAAAGUCAGUUCGUCGUAAUGAUCGUGGUUUGUCCAUGGACAUCACCAUGACUAGCCCUUAUCUCCUACCGCCUGCUCUCAAUGGUUCGCACGAUUCGCUACACUCCUUGUCAAGAUCCGUCCAUGCCGAUGACGACAGAUACCGCACCGCAACAGCCUUUUCAGCCGGCGAUAAUUCAUCCAUGCGGUCAUUCACUAGCAACUUGAAGCCGUUUCCGGAUGAUUCUGUCAGUUUUACAGGCAUGAGUAGUCGCCAUGCUCCACCUGGUGAUGAGAUGCAUGCCAAUCUCCUUCGAAACGCGCAGCGCAUGUCUAGAGCGAGCCCUCCUCCCGGAACUGCCACGCAUUCAAUUGGGUCAAGCCAGAGUCACAGGAGCCCUCCGCGCAAGUUGACAACACCCACCCCCAAUAUUGUAUCCGAUCGAUCCGGCAUCCAUUCUCCAGACCGGUCACUUGCGCCCAAGAGCAUUUCCACUCCUGGAAGUGAGCUCAGGAAGAGCAAUGAUUACCUGGGCGCUCUCAUCCAACGAGGUACAACUCCAGAAACCAGUGACCGUAACUGGCCCUCUCCUGCACAAGGCGAAGCCAUUUCUCAGAACACCCAAUCUGAUGAAUUGUAUCUGACUUCUACCCCUACGGUUCACCCCCCGUCAUUCGACCUUCCGGAUCUAGACAAUGUCCUUCCUGAAUCAAAUUCCUCGUCGCAGUCACACUCUCACGCACCGCCAGCCUUGAUCCCACACCCGGCUCCGACCCCGGGCUCAGCCCCGGUACUGCCCCGUAUUUCUCUGCCAUCAGACGAUGACCAUAGCGACUAUGGAGACGACAAAAGAAAUUCAACUUCAGUUCUACCGCAAGUGAACGUGGAUACCUCUGAGUCAAACACACAUCAACCGGACAAAAACGGUCGUCUGUCUACCAUGUACGAUUUCCCAGAUGACCAAGGAUACACGUUCGACUCCCGCCGUCUUACAGUUGGUAUCCGACCACUGCCACCAGAAGAUCCUUCGGACAACCCCGAACAACGAGCCAACCGCAUCCGAUCAUUUUACAAGGAGUACUUUGAUGAGAGCAACAAACAUCAUCCUCCGCAAGAGGAAUAUUACGAAGACUACGGCGAAAAUGACUAUCACGAAGACAUGCUGUACGACCCAGCCUACCCUGAUCCCUACUAUGGCGGCAGCGAUGAUAUGGGUUUCUACCCACCAGAACCACCCCCAUUCACCCAGCCUAUGGGACGCCGUGCCAUGACUCCGCCACCUCGAAUGCCGCCAAAUUUCUACACCCAACCAUCGCGCCAACAAGGCGCCUCAUCCGCCUUUGGCUAUGCAGCAAGCCACAGAACAUUCUCUACAACGUCGGGCGAUCCAGGACCCCGUGCAAACUCAUCGAUAUCUAACAGGGGACCGCCAAUGCCACAGAAACCCCAAUUGCGGCCACCAGGCCCCCUCCACGUCCUCCCCAGCGCGCAUAAGCUCAAGGAUGACACCAUGGUUCUCCCCAUCGAUUACGCCCCCGGUCCCACCGCGAGUGAUCGUCGAGCAGGUCGUUCUGAGACACCUCGCGGGGGACUUCGACCGUAUGUCCCCGUACGCGCGGCGAAUAUCGCUCUGGCGUCUUCCUAUGAUGAUCUCGCAGCCAUGCCUAGUCCUGCCAGGCCAUAA
Histoplasma mississippiense is the source of this 1896-nucleotide messenger RNA. RefSeq lists its product with no specific name. Bases 1 to 1896 code for a protein of 631 amino acids. Lineage: Eukaryota; Fungi; Ascomycota; Eurotiomycetes; Onygenales; Ajellomycetaceae. The transcript is spliced from 3 exons. The record is from RefSeq and is a predicted model, not a curated record.